Messenger RNA from Panicum hallii, 1840 nucleotides. Its product is annotated as nicotinamide adenine dinucleotide transporter 2, mitochondrial-like. Gene Ontology annotation, molecular function: NAD transmembrane transporter activity. The record is from RefSeq and is a predicted model, not a curated record. The coding region runs from base 456 to 1406 and encodes 316 amino acids. The transcript is spliced from 9 exons. Lineage: Eukaryota; Viridiplantae; Streptophyta; Magnoliopsida; Poales; Poaceae. Gene Ontology annotation, biological process: NAD transmembrane transport.
AACUCCAGUUACCUCCCCGGCCGGCUGGGACCCUCGGGUGACCUCGCCGGAACGGGCGCGGUCCACCAUUUCCGGCGGACGCGUGUCCACCCCUUCUGCUGAGGAAGCAGAAGGCGCGGAAGCGGCAGGCCACGCCGCAUCUGAUGCGUCACGUUUCCCAGCUGCUUCCACCCUGAUUCCCAGCCGCAUCGUCCCCGUCCCGAUUUCCGUCGGGCCGCCCCUCACCCCCCCCCCCCCUCUUUCCUUGGCUUACCAUCAGCAGCUAGCGAAGGAUCCUACCCGCGGCGAGCGAGCGGCCGCGCUUCCCCCUGGCCCCCGCAGCCCCUCUCGUUAUCUCCACCUCGAUUCGGCUGCUCCGCCGGCGCCACACCCACACGGGCGGAGUGCAAAGGUGGACUCAGAGAGAAGGCUUCGUUGGUUUCUAGCUUUCGGUUCCCGAGGCGCCUCUGCCGGCGAUGUCGGAGUGCGGCCACGGUGGAGCGCGGGAGAAGCUCUGGGAAGCCGCCUGCAACGCCAUCGCCGGCGGCUCGGCAGGGGUGAUCUCGGCCACGGUACUGUGCCCGCUGGACGUGGUCAAGACGCGGCUGCAGGUGUACGGCCUCCCUUCCAACCUCUCCUCUGGCGCGCCACCGGCUGGUAGGGUGAUUAUUUCUGGUUUUCAGCAGAUAUUGAAAAAUGAAGGCUUGCCUGGGUUGUAUCGUGGUCUUUCACCAACAAUUGUAGCACUGUUUCCGACUUGGGCUGUAACCUUUUCGGUUUAUAAUCAUGUGAAGGGACUUCUUCACUCGGAAGAUGGUAAUAACAGUGAACUAUCUGUCCAAGCAAAUGUUCUCGCAGCUUCAUGUGCUGGAAUUGCAACAGCUACUGCAACAAAUCCACUAUGGGUUGUGAAGACUAGGCUACAAACACAAGGGACGAGACCUGGAGUAGUGCCUUACCAAAGCAUCUUAUCUGCUUUGCAGCGGAUUGCAAAAGAAGAAGGAAUCCGUGGAUUGUACAGUGGUCUCCUUCCUUCUCUAGUUGGGGUUGCUCAUGUAGCCAUCCAGCUCCCAGUCUAUGAAAAGGUGAAACUAUACUUUGCUAAAAGAGACAAUACUACAGUUGAUAAACUCAGCCCUACACAAGUAGCUAUGUGUUCAUCAGGAUCCAAAGUAGCAGCCUCGAUAAUAACAUAUCCACACGAGGUUGUACGAUCCAAAUUGCAAGAACAAGGCCAUGAUCAUCGCGGUGCUAUUCGGUAUAGUGGUGUAGCUGACUGUAUCAAGCAAGUUUACAGGAAGGAAGGUUUUCCUGGUUUCUACCGAGGCUGUGCUACCAACUUGUUGAGAACCACCCCAAAUGCUAUCAUUACUUUUACCAGCUAUGAGAUGAUAAAUCGCUUCAUGCACAAGCUUCUGGCUCCGUGAUCGAGAGCUUGAAGCCAGCAAAGUUCCAUUGAGUUUGAAGUUCUAGCAGAGAUGGAAAUCCAAUCUAGCUGCGGGGUCUAAUGGUUAACAUGGUUGUUGCCAUUUUCCCAUUCUGACGAAAUGGUGGCUGUUAAACACAGGUUUUGGUGAGAGAGAAUCAAAAUAUUCUGUUGUGGCGUGUUAUGGAAACAUCGUCUAUAUGCAUGAUGGAAACUUUUAAUAGGAGCCAAUCCUUGUCUGCAAAAGAUGCCGACCUGCUAGUUGCCGAUUUUUACUUAUUUAAGCUCGAAAUCGAUGUGAUCACAUAUCGCAUAUAGAAGCGAUCGAUGCCUAGAACUCUCAAAGAAGCAAGGACUCCUGCGAGUCUUGUAAACAGGAUAUGCAUCUCAGUGCAAACAUUGCCCUCUGGUUAUGCUAUUUUUUAUUUUAAAUGA